AUGCUAGUGCUCAUUUCUGUUCUUGGACAGAGUGUAUCCAAAAGUGGAUGCAUGGGUAGAAAAUGUUAUAAUGGAGGAGGGAAAUGCAGCAAUUUAACUCUAUUUAUCUGCCUACUAACAGUCCUUUACCUUAGAGAGAGGCAACGCAGGCGCGCAGUUGCUGCAGCUGGAGAGGUGGCCCUGCUACAGCCUGACCAUGUUGCACCCUUGCGGAACUAA
Messenger RNA from Thlaspi arvense, 219 nucleotides. The record is from the annotation of a GenBank genome assembly. Lineage: Eukaryota; Viridiplantae; Streptophyta; Magnoliopsida; Brassicales; Brassicaceae.